AUGGCUGCUAGGAAGAGGCUCGCCCAGGAAGGGGUGCAGGGCGCCCCCGUCAACAAGAGAAAGUCUCUCCUGAUGAGGCCCCGCCACUACAGCCCCAGUGAGGCGUGCUGUGAGGAGGAGAACGAGGACCUGGCACCGCCACAGGACAAAGAAGAGCUGAGGAACAUUGACACUCCAGCAGAUGGAUACUCAGAAACACUUAACGAGCCCAAGAGAAAUGGCUGCCAGGACGCAAUAACAAAACCCAAUGAUUCCUUUGGAUGGUCUGAAGUGGUGACUGACUCUCCCCAUCAGGAGGCUGCAGCCUCAGAAACUCUGGAGGACGAAGAGGUGGCGGAACAAAUCCAAGAAGAAGAGGAAGAAGACCAAAGUCAGGACAGAAUGAGUAUGACUUGCAGUUCGUCGCCACGUAAAAGCCCAUACGGAGACAGCUGGGAAGCCGAGUGGGAGCCUCUGUCCCUGUCUCAUUCUGCAAGGGUGAAUGGCUCCAAUGGCUCUAUCAGCAGCCCCUCCAAAGCCACCACCAGAGAAAGAUACCUAUUGGGAAGAAACGACUACCUACACAUGAGAGACCAUGAUCCUGACUCGGUCCUUAGUGGGUACAACAUGGGCAGAGCAGGUCCCUUCCAGACAGGGCCUCUGCGGCUCUACCGAUCAACCCCCAGUGAGGAGGACAGUGAGGGGGAGCCAGAGGUGGAGAGGCCUCCUCGGCUGGAGGCCUGGGCCCUGGGCCUGCAGGAGAUGGAGAGACCCCUGAGAGGGAGGGUGAACCUGAGCCUCCUGGAGCAGGCCAUGGCAUUGCAGUCAGAGCAGAGGCAGGUCCUCCACAAUGCCUACAGGGAGAUGGAUAGGUUCCUACUGGAGCAGAUGACCAAUGAGAGGAGGCACCAACGGCUACUGGAUGUGGACACCAGGGUGAGCUAUCAUGGAUGCAAAGACUCUCCACGACCAGAUAAGAAGGAUAUAAGAUGUCCUACCCCUGGUUGUGACGGCACUGGCCAUGUCACUGGUCUGUACCCCCACCACAGGAGUCUGUCUGGCUGUCCCCACAAAGUCAGAGUCCCCCCAGAGAUCCUGGCCAUGCAUGAAAACAUCCUCAAGUGUCCUACUCCCGGGUGCACAGGAAGGGGCCAUGUAAACAGCAACCGUAGCACCCACCGGAGUCUCUCAGGCUGCCCCAUUGCUGCUGCAGUGAAAGUCUCCAAACCUCAAGAGGAGAGCCCCAAAUGCAGACAAGCACCUGAACGAUUGCCUCUCGGCCCCCUCAUGAAGAAGUUGGAGUUGAAUCAGUAUAACUACAGGUUCGCCCAUCACCAUCCUGUCACCACCGCCUUGCAAGCCAACCUCACCAAGGACAUGGACAAGUACAGCAAGAUCCGCUUUGAUUACGCCAGCUUUGAUGCACAGGUCUUCGGCAAACAACCUCUGAUGGCACCCAACCAGGACCAAGAAAUCUCUUCUUCACACUUCCCUGACUCUCUACAGUACACUGGCUUUCUGGGCUCCCCUGGCAAUCGCCUGCCCACGCCAGGCCCUGGACGCCACAGCCCACCCAGCCAUUACAAACUUGGAGGUGAGGGGCUCCAAGCCACCUCUGCCACCACUGCCAUCCUCAACCUCUCCACCCGCUACCGAAGCAACAUGGAGUCCAUCUCGGGUCGGCCCUUGGCGUCCUCCACAAAGGACAUGCCCAUAGAAGUGGAUGAGAACGGCACUCUGGACCUGAGUAUGAAGAAGGGUCGGGAGGUGAAAGCCCCACCCCAGGUGCCUUUGGGAGACGCUACCCAGUCCCCUCCUGAGUCCACUCUGUCCAAGCAGGCCGGAAGUGUGCACAUCAGCCCUGCCUUCUACCAGGCUCUGUGCGAGAGAGACACCUGGGACACCCCUCUCAACUUCAGCAAAGCACAGCAACAAAUAAUGCACAACAGAGAGCAGGAAGAUUUUGAUGACGCUUCUCUGGAGGACCAGAGCUACUCUGGAGACGCAAGCAUGUUCAGCCCCAAGACCGAUAUGCUCUUAAGAGACUCUAAGAAAGAGCUGAUGAGCUGUCCUACCCCUGGCUGUGACGGUAGUGGCCAUGUUACAGGAAAUUAUGCAUCACAUCGAAGUGUAUCUGGGUGUCCCCUGGCUGACAAGACUCUCAAAUCACUGAUGGCAGCCAACUCUCAGGAACUAAAGUGCCCAACACCUAGUUGUGAUGGAUCUGGACAUGUGACAGGGAAUUAUUCUUCACACAGAAGUUUGUCAGGAUGUCCACGUGCCAGAAAGGGAGGCUUGAAGCUUACACCAAACAGAGAUGAAAAAGACGACCAAGAAAUAAAGUGUCCAGUGAUGGGUUGUGAUGGCCAGGGCCACACAUCAGGGAAGUACACAUCUCACCGCAGUGCAGGGAGCUGCCCCCUUGCUGCCAAGAGGCAUAAAGAGUCAUCCAUCAAUGGCCUCCCCUUCCCCUGGAAUAAGGCCUGCAAACAGGAACUGCCCCACUGUCCCCUGCCCGGUUGCAAUGGCCUUGGACACGCCAAUAACGUGUUUGUCACCCAUAGAAGUUUGUCUGGAUGCCCUCUUAAUGCUCAGAGUAUUAAGAAGAAGUUGACAGGAGAGGAGAUGAUGACUAUUAAACUUCAAGCCAGCAGUGGAGUCGACAACAACGAUGACGUGCAACACUUGGAUCAUGAAAUCAAAGAACUGAACGAAUCCAACCUGAAAAUAGAAGCUGACAUGAUGCAACUGCAGACACAAAUUUCAUCGAUGGAAUGUAACCUGAAGACAAUUGAGGAGGAGAACAAGAUGAUUGAACAGCACAACGACAGCCUUCUGAAGGAGUUAGCUCACCUCAGCCAGGCUCUUAUCAACAGUCUCACAGACAUCCAACUGCCUCAAAUGGGGCCCAUCAGCGAGCAUAAUUUCGAAGCCUAUGUGAACACAUUAACAGAUAUGUACAACAGCUCUGAGCAUGACUACUCUCCCGAGUGUAAGGCUCUCUUGGAUAAUAUCAAACAGGCUAUGAAGGGAAUCCACGUUUAAGCUGUCGAGCCAUCAAGAGGAGGUAUCUUUGAGUUGGGAUAAUGGCACUGGAUGGCUGUGUGCAGUGAUGGCUUAGUUGCAUGUAUAAGACAAGGCUUUGGGAAAUGUGUCGACAUUUCACCGUUGAAUACAUUGCACUGAGACAAUUACCAGCCAAAAAUAAUUUGUAAUUUUUUUAACGCUUCUGUAUUCACUUGACAUGUUUCUUCUGGUGAGAUUUCUACCCCCCUUGCACUUAAUUAUUUUGAAUGGUUUGCUUGAUUUAAAUCUGUAUUUAUUUGUUGUCUUUUUUAUAUUAUUAUUAUUUAUAAUCCUUAUUCAUCAAUGUAUUUAUUUCCACACAUUUGUAUUUAUUUCUAUCAUUGUAAAAUGCUAAAUAUUUGAAAUCUUUUGACUAAUUCUGCACAUUGUAAAUGACAUUGAAGCACGUUCCA
This is a messenger RNA of Salvelinus namaycush (lake trout), 3458 nucleotides long. Its product is annotated as suppression of tumorigenicity 18 protein-like. The record is from RefSeq and is a predicted model, not a curated record. Lineage: Eukaryota; Metazoa; Chordata; Actinopteri; Salmoniformes; Salmonidae. Bases 1 to 3024 code for a protein of 1007 amino acids. The transcript has 19 exons. Gene Ontology annotation, biological process: regulation of transcription by RNA polymerase II. Gene Ontology annotation, cellular component: nucleus. Gene Ontology annotation, molecular function: zinc ion binding; DNA-binding transcription factor activity, RNA polymerase II-specific; RNA polymerase II cis-regulatory region sequence-specific DNA binding.